CCAGAUGAAGAGCGAUUCACAAAGGAGGACCUGAGAUCACAUAUAUAUCAAAUAGAGAUGAUGGCUAAGAUAGAGAAGGUGGCAAUUCUAGUGGUGGCUGCUUUAGGAGCAAUAAUGCUACAAAUGACAGAAGCUGAAGAUUUCACAGUGGGUGACUCCACAGGAUGGAUCAAUAAUCCUCCUGGCGGCGCUUCUUUCUAUUCCAACUGGGCAAAGAAUUUCACUUUCAAAGUCAACGACACCCUUGUGUUCAACUUCCCAACAGGAAGACAUGUGGUGGCCAUAUUGAGUCAGGCAAACUUUGAGAAAUGCAACUUCACGAAGCCGAUUCAAGUGCUGAGCACAGGACCGGCGAGAGUGGCUCUGAACCGAAGUGGUGAAUUCUACUUUGCCUGUGCUUUCACCGGUCACUGUAACAGCGGCCAAAAGCUUAGCGUUAAUGUCGUCUCAGCCUCCACUUCUACUUCUCCUUCGCCUGCGCCAUCCCCUACCGCCUCACCGCCCUGCCAAUAACCAUUGUUUCUCUAAAUUAAUGAUAUGAGUUUUCUGUGUUGUGGAGUGAUAAUAAUAACAUUGCGUUGAAAGAAUAAAUUAACG
This is a messenger RNA of Neltuma alba, 597 nucleotides long. Its product is annotated as blue copper protein-like. The record is from RefSeq and is a predicted model, not a curated record. The transcript has 2 exons. Gene Ontology annotation, molecular function: electron transfer activity. Gene Ontology annotation, cellular component: plasma membrane. NCBI's taxonomy places the organism in Eukaryota, Viridiplantae, Streptophyta, Magnoliopsida, Fabales, Fabaceae. Bases 58 to 513 code for a protein of 151 amino acids.